Messenger RNA from Alternaria arbusti, 1431 nucleotides. RefSeq lists its product as uncharacterized. The transcript is spliced from 3 exons. The record is from RefSeq and is a predicted model, not a curated record. NCBI's taxonomy places the organism in Eukaryota, Fungi, Ascomycota, Dothideomycetes, Pleosporales, Pleosporaceae. Bases 1 to 1431 code for a protein of 476 amino acids.
AUGGCGGCGUUGGGAUACGAUGAUAAGAAGGCUUUGGCUGCGGAAGAGGAGGACAUUAAAGUUGCGUGUACGUCUGUCAACUCGACGCAAGAAUCGUUUUCGGAAGGAAAGACAGCAAUACAGCAAGAACGCGUCAAGACCUGGGGUAAUGAUAGUGUGCAUGAGGCAACAUGCACACCGCGAGGUUGGCCGUCGAAACCGCGAUGGAAAGUACGCUGGACCUGGAUGUUGCACGACGCCUGUUUGACUAUCUGGCACGCCACCAAAUGGACCGCGCGGACGAUUAAGAAUGCACCACUAUGGAAACACUUCCGGUGGUCGAAGAAGCAGUUCUACGCCUCUCUCCUCUUGCUCAGCUGGGUCAUCCUGCCCGUAUUUGCAGCAGGUACGGUGACACCGAUAAGUCACAUUUUCGCAGACAAGACUUUGUCAUGCGGAAACACCAUCGGCGGAGACCCUCAGAAUGCAACGGUGACGGGAAUAGAGAAACUCUUUACGCUGGACGCUACGUGGGGUCAAUUCACCUUCUCACAGGCCAAGACGAUAGACAUACUCUGGGACUUGCUUAUCGGGAAAGGCGCACAGGCAUUGGCGUGGUGGGCCACGUACAAUGUCUUCUGCGACGCGUUACUACGCGCGAUCGAACGACAUCCGGCGAGCUUCAGCAUUUUCCAGAGGAUGGCUAUGGAAGGGCCCGGGUUGCACUGUCUAUGGGCGUUGACGAAAGAGCUAUGGACUGCGAAGAGUAUACGGACGCGAUUUUUGUUCUUCUACAUGUUUUGGUCGACAGGUUACGUGCUUCUUGUACCCAUUGUCCUCGGCGCCAUGACAGGUUACGACAGCACUUCUAUCGCGUGGCUCGACAUCGACGGGUCGAACAACAUCAUCCCCGCUUCCCAAUUAUCAAAUACGUGGGUUAUCUUAGGCACGAAGAACGAGACGUGGAAGCAACCGGGCUGUGCGGACUACGAUCUGCGCAGUGAUUAUGGCUACAUUACGGAUAAGAGACGCCAAAGUUGUGACUGCAAAUUCGCCAACGGCACCACUGUAACCGCCGCCGAACAAAGAGACCUCUGGCAGCACACCUCGUUCAAUCAAUACGACGAUCUUUUGUUCAAUUGCACCUUCGACUUCCCCAACAACACACAGACCUGGACGGAAGAAAAGGUCUACAAUCAAGACUCCAUCACUCAUCUCUGCAACACCAGCGUCUCCGUCCCUGUGGGUGGCAAAACGUACAACGCCGACGACCUCGUCGGAGACUACGGGUACUGCUACAAUAGCAUAGGGUAUCAGUACGACUCGCUCAUCGGGAAAAGCCGCUGCCUCCCCGACACCGCCAAUCCAACCUACCAAUGGGGUUUCUCGACACUCAUGGCUGGUUUGUUCAUGUUUGUGACGAGUGCCUGGGUGUUUAGACGCACAAUUUAA